Messenger RNA from Dicrocoelium dendriticum, 2173 nucleotides. NCBI's taxonomy places the organism in Eukaryota, Metazoa, Platyhelminthes, Trematoda, Plagiorchiida, Dicrocoeliidae. The record is from the annotation of a GenBank genome assembly.
AUGAACUCGAUUUUUCAGGAUAUCAUGGAGCUUCUAGAAAAGCGUGUUAAAUCUCGCUUUUCUCAUCGCCAAAUUCAUUUAUACCCCAUCGCCGCCCCAUUGGGCACUCCAUCUUGUUCCACAAACCCCGACAACGAUGAGAGCACCGCGUUGGCAGCAUUCAACGUGUUCCGCUUGGCAUGCAAAAAUAUGCUGACCGUCAAGUCUGACUACGUUUUGUCAACACUUCGCAAAUCGAUCACUGCUAAAGAGCGUCUGGAGUUAAACUCGUCCAUCGCUUCAUGGAAUCAACAUGUAUCUGACCUAAUGGAAGACGAAAUAGUUGUCGACUCACUGCGCCAGGCCUGGUCCGUGUCUGUCAGUUUACGCAGGUUGAAUAACCUUCUGGUCCCCAUCGUCUCAAAGCUGGGCCCAACGAAAACCCGCAUAGAACCCGUUGAGUUCAUCGACUCAAUUUGCCUCUUACAGCAGGAUGCAAAGAUCAGCUUGUUACAAGGUUUCCUUACCCUUCUAAUUGUUGCUAAAGUUUUAUACACCUUUCCAUUUUUCAAUCCUGUCCUUACUUUUUUCUUUCGCUCACUUUUUUGGAGGGCUAUCCGUUUUGGAACUAUUUCUGCUCGUUACUCUUGUCAAGCUACACGAAAUUCGCGACGGGCGACCUGCGAACUUCGAGCUUCUCUACGUUGAGUACUCAAAGUUUUGUCGUGCCAAUUGCCCUGCUUACCUCUACGAUAAGGCUGUCGUUUUCAAACUCUUGGACAAUCUUAUUGACUUGGAACUUGUGGUUUGUGGAAAGGCGGCUCUGAACGCUGCUGCCACUUCUGCUGUCGGACGUAAUGUACCCGGCGGAACCACCACCUUACCCAACUACCGUCCUCUAUACUGCUUUGUUGACGAAGCCACCUUAUCGGAAUGUUUGGAUGUAUAUCCGAAUUGUCCCACGGAAUUGCGAUUUUGGAUCCGUUCACGCACAUUUUGAGCCGAUUCCCCUGGUGUGUUUUAGCAACAUCUAUUUUUUUUUAUAUUGAGAGAUUCCAAACGGUGCUGGCAGGAAUGUAAAGCUUUUUUACAAGAUGUUCGACUAACUACUCGCCGCAUUUAUUGUUCUCUUUUCAUUUUGUAUUUUCCUUGCUAACGAAUGGCUAUUACUAAUCCGCAGAUACCCCCUUAAUUAUUUGCCUUUUUGGUUCAUGUGGCCUGUCCUUGUUCUAUGUAAGAGUCUGUAUUCUGUAAGUUGCUUGCAUUUCGCACAGCAUUUAAGCAAACUCUUCACUGUCAUAUUUUUAUCGCGCCUAUGAAUCUAUUCCGCUCGUGUUGACGUUUGGUUUUCAUCCUUAAACCAUAGCUUCGUUUCUUCGAACUUCCCCUUGGUUUAGAUAAUUCCAAACCACUUUCGCAUCCGCCUCAUCUGACAUUUUGUGGUGCUGUCAACUUCUCAUUCGCCUAUUUUGUUCUUUCGUUUGACUCCUGCAGCAUAAUUUCCGUCAGCUAACCAGACCAGCUAAUUCAGAUUUUACUUGGCGGCUGCAUAUAGCUUCCACAAGGUACAGUGAAUUUUUCAGAGAACUACCGUAAAACCUUCUGGAAUUGAUGGAUAAACGGCUUUGAAGCUGUUUUUAGUAGUUAUGUAACUCUAACUAGGAAGUGUGAUAACAUAGGACUUUUAGAAGACCUCAGUUUACCUUUGUGAAACCACAGACAUGUGCUUCUGCACCCUCCGAAAUACCUGCAUCGUAUUCUGGCACAAACAUCGUGCACUGAAAAAGCGCAAGCAUUAUUAAAACGAAUUGAACGAGUUACAGAAGACAAUAUAUCCCUCAACAAUUUGGUAAGAAAAGGUUUAUUGUAGUAUGCUAUUCAUAUGCGAACUAUGUCUUCUCAGUGGUGUCUCUCAGGCUCAUGUGAUUAUCGUGGCCACAGGCUAGCAUUACUUAACUGUUUAUCUGACAUACAAGUUUUUAUACCUGUUUGGAACAUCACUAUAUUUACAAUGACAUUUCCAGUGCUAGCUUAUUAUACGGCGUUGCUCGUUGAAUUGAACGGCGCACUGAUCUAUUUGCAGCUCAGACCGUCCUCUCUGCUUGUAAUUUCCCCAUGUAUUUUUCAAAAACCGCUCACUGUCUGCUUUUGUCUUUAUUUCUUAUCAUACCUGAGCACCUGCAGCGCACAACGG